CAGCCACCAUGAAAAUAGCGUCUUUCAACAUCCAGAAGUUUGGACGAAGCAAAGUGUCCGACCCGGAGGUCCUACAGAUCCUGGUGCAGAUUAUCCGUCGCUAUGACAUCAUCGUGAUCCUGGAGGUGGUGGACAUCAGCGGCACGUCGGUCCAAACCCUCCUGGAUGCGCUCAACACGUCCAACGUGCCUCAUCACUACACUCUGAAGAUCAGCACUCGGCUGGGACGAUCCCACUACAAGGAGCAGUUUAUGUUCCUCUACAGGGACGACUUGGUGGACCUGGUGGGCUCGUAUCAAUUUGACGACCAGGUGACGGAUAGCGGCGACGUCUUCGCCAGGGACCCUUACAUCCUGAGAUUCCGAUGUCACCAAACAGUGUUGAAGGACUUGGUGAUGAUCCCCGUCCACACCAAACCGGAGGACUCGGAGACGGAGCUGGACGAGCUCUUUGACGUCUUUGAGCAUGUCAAGAUGAAGUGGCAAACUGAUAACGUGAUGAUCUUGGGCGACUUCAACGCUGACGGCGCGUACGUCUCCCAGCGCGAGAUGCAGCGCAUCCGCAUCCGCAGCGAUAAAAACUUUCACUGGCUGAUUGGAGAUGACGUCGACACCACGGCCAGCAUGGGAAACACCAAUACAUAUGACAGGAUCGUGGUCUACGGAGAUGACAUGCUCCACGCCGUGGUGCCAAAUUCCGCCAAACCCUUCAACUUCCAGAAAGUAUUCGGCCUCACCAAUGAGCAGGCGCUUCAGGUGAGCGACCAUUAUCCAGUGGAAGUUGAGCUGAGGUCUCUUACCACGCCACGACAAGAAAAUGAAGCAGGUCCAGUGAAUUUGGACAGUGAACUGCUGGAGUUGCAACGAGGAAACCUGCAAUUGGAGCGUGAGAAACUCAAGCUGGAGAUCCAGAUCUUGCAGAUGAAACUGGCCAAGAUGAGGCAAGGGGAUGAAGAACAACAACUGCUGCAUUACCUGCCACGCCAGCAGCCAACCUCGCGCUGCAAAAUGCUAUGAGAUCACAACACCUUGUUCGAUGUUUCGGGCUGAGGCUAACAGACUCGUUUACGAGUCAAAUGUGGAAGUUCGCAAGGUGAUGGUGACAAUCGUACAUUUCGAUGCCAUUCUGCUGAACAAUGAGACCUCUGAGUCAGUUACAGCUAAGUACAAUCACUUCCACCAGUUGAGUAAUUAAACAAGGCAUAAACACUUUUACCUCAGAUAAAUCCACUUUAUGGAGACAUUUCAUGACCGAUUGUUUUUUUUUUUCUGCAAGUUUUUAAUAUUUUUAUAUUACUACUAUAAUGGUACGAAUAUAGACCCUUGCGUAAUUCCGCACUGCCUUUUAAAGCAUGAGAUUUUUUUUUUUUUGCCAGCUCAAUUACUAUGUCCAUCCUACUGUAUCAAAACAUCAUGCAGCUGUUCAAUAUUUAUGCAUUUAUUACAUAUACACGGUAGUGUAGAUCUAUUUUUGGGACGUUGGGAUCUCUGUGCAAAAUGGAAUACAUAUUCAAUCUGUAGAUGAUCCAUGAAAUAUUUUGGGGAUGAGUAUGAAAAAAAUAUAGAUUUGAAAAACA
Molecule: messenger RNA, 1576 nt
Organism: Hippocampus zosterae (dwarf seahorse)
Lineage: Eukaryota; Metazoa; Chordata; Actinopteri; Syngnathiformes; Syngnathidae
Gene: dnase1l4.1
Product: deoxyribonuclease 1 like 4, tandem duplicate 1
Exons: 9
Coding region: 9-1016 (335 amino acids)
Biological process (GO): DNA catabolic process
Cellular component (GO): nucleus
Molecular function (GO): DNA nuclease activity
Source: RefSeq, a predicted model, not a curated record